AGUGGCUACGAAGAUUCCCCGUCGUUUUAACUUUCUUCCGACGGAAAAUUGUUGCUUGACAAGUCGGAACGAAUUUUCCCAAGAAAGAGAUGGGUAUGCCGCCUUAGUCAAAUUUGGCUAAUUUAUAAGCUCAUGGUAAAGCAUACUUGAAGCUUGCUUAAUCAUAGCGUUAUUCAUGGCUGCAGCCAAUCUGUGUCCCUUAGGAACACUUGUGAUUCUCUUCAUCCUUCCUUGUUCUCUGCUUCUUGUUAUGCCAAACUCUACGACCAUCGCAGGAGCAGCGGCGCUAGAAGUAUUGAGACAAUUAUGCCCAGACGGGCCAGACACCGCGAAGUACACCGCCGGCAGCCAGUUUGAAAGGAACCUCGAUCACCUCCUCCGAUCACUUCACAACAAAAACUCCAUCUUCUCCAACGACACUCAGGGCCACGGGCCGGACAAAGUUUACGGCCUCUACCUCUGCAGAGGCGAUGUGGGGCUAAAAGACUGCCGGAAUUGCAUCGACAUGGCAAGCAAGGAGAUCGUAAAGCAAUGUCGCUUCAAGAAGGAGGCAAUUAUAUGGUACGAUCAGUGCUUGAUUCGCUACGCCAACAGAUCUUUCUUCUCCACCGUGGAGCCAUCGCCAAGAUUCGUUCGGUAUAGCGCUUAUAAUAGGAUAAACCCAGAAAACUUCAGUGUCAUUUUCGACGGCGUGUUUCACAAUCUGACCAAUCUGGCGACCUCCAAUCCUCCUAAUUACACCAAUUACGCAAGCAGUGAAACUGGCAUCACUACUGUUGAGACGUUGUACAGCAUGGUGCAGUGUACGCCGGACUUGUCGCCGCCGUAUUGCCGGAAUUGCUUGUCGGCUGCUAUGAAGGCGAUUAAGAUCUCGGCGCUAAACGUGAGUAGAGGAGGGAGAGUUUUCUCUCCGAGCUGUAAUCUAAGGUACGAGACCCUUCCCUUCUUGGAGGGCCCUCAAUUAGGUCAUUCUCCCCCAACAAUCCCCACUGCCGACGGCUCCAAUGGAAGCAAACGGAGAAGAGUUACCAUCUUUACCAGCACAAGUGUAUCAAUGGUAUUGCUCGGGAUAGCAUUGAUGGCUUAUUAUAUUUACAGAUAUAGCAGGAAAGGAAGAGAGAAAGAGGAAGAAGGUAGCCAAGAAGUUCAAUUAUUGAGCUUGAGAGGAGAAAUGCUUGGCCAUGACCACAACACUGAUCAAACAAAAUCUCAAGAGUUUCUUACCAUCCAACUGGAUGUUAUACUUGCAGCCACAUCGCAUUUUUCUGAGCAAAAUAAGCUUGGAGAAGGAGGGUUUGGUUCGGUUUACAAGGGUACAUUAUUGGAUGGCCGGGAGAUCGCGGUUAAGAGGCUCUCAACAACUUCUGGCCAAGGAUUAGAAGAGUUUAAGAAUGAAGUUACUUUGAUUGCAAGAUUACAACAUAGGAAUCUUGUCAAACUCCUUGGUUGUUGCUUAGAGGGGAACGAGUCAUUGCUCGUUUAUGAGUACAUGCCCAACAAAAGCUUAGAUGUCUGGCUUUUUGAUUCAACUAAAGCUGUGGAACUAGACUGGAAUAGACGUCUUCUCAUUAUUAAUGGAAUUGCCUGUGGCAUUUUGUACUUACACGAGGAUUCUCGACUCAGAGUAAUUCAUAGAGAUCUUAAAGCUAACAAUAUUUUAUUGGAUAGCGAGAUGAAUCCCAAAAUAUCAGACUUUGGAAUGGCAAGAAUUUUUGGAGGAGAUCAAAGUGAAGCCAAAACAAAGAGAGUAGUUGGAACACAUGGAUAUAUGGCUCCAGAAUAUGUCAUGGAUGGACUAUUUUCUAUGAAGUCUGAUGUAUAUAGUUUUGGAGUACUAUUGUUAGAGAUAAUAAGUGGGAAAAAGAGCACUAGCCGUUGCGUAUCUGAAGACGAUUACAACCUCCUCACUCUUGCAUGGCAACUAUGGAAUGAAGGGCAAGCAUUACAACUCAUGGACCCAUCACUUGCAAAUUCAUCAGAAUCAAUCGAAGUGUUGAAGUGCAUACAUAUCGGAUUGCUUUGCGUCCAACAAGAUCCAGCCAAUAGACCCACCAUGUCUUCAGUAGUUGUUAUGUUAGGAAGCAAUAGUAUUGCGACGCUUCUUCAACCCACACAACCAGCCUUUUUUGUUGGACGAGUUGUCUUGGGAUCAAUUCAGACCCCAAUCUCUGUUAAUGAGGUAACUGUUUCAACUAUAUUGCCUCGGUGACUAAACAUGAAGAAACUUUUGUUCUUUUUGUUUUUUCAAUUAUUAGAAAUAGAAUUAUAUAUAAAUAAUCUCAUUGAUUGUGUCUUGUAACACUCUCAAGUUGAUUUAUAGAUUUAUUGUCUAUAAUCUCACUGAUUAUAA
Diospyros lotus (date-plum) is the source of this 2350-nucleotide messenger RNA. RefSeq names its product cysteine-rich receptor-like protein kinase 10. Lineage: Eukaryota; Viridiplantae; Streptophyta; Magnoliopsida; Ericales; Ebenaceae. Gene Ontology annotation, molecular function: protein serine/threonine kinase activity; ATP binding. Gene Ontology annotation, biological process: protein phosphorylation. The transcript is spliced from 7 exons. The coding region runs from base 176 to 2209 and encodes 677 amino acids. The record is from RefSeq and is a predicted model, not a curated record.